GCCUCUCUUUCUUACGAUGCUGCUAUGCUCUUCUGGAGAACGAUUACACAAAUCUUCUUCAGAGAGGUUCGGCCAAGGGGUGCCUUCAACAUUCCUAGAGAUGGUCCUGUUAUCUUUGUUGGCGCACCUCACAAUAAUCAGUUUCUGGACCCCCUGCUUCUGAGCCUAGAGGUCUACCGCGAGACGCACAGGAAAGUCCAGUUUCUCGCUGCGGCAAAAAGCAUGGAAAGAAAGGCCGUUGGCUUUCUGAUUCGCAUGAUGGAUAGCAUUCCGGUCGCUCGUGCAGCAGAUUCGGCAACACCUGGGAAGGGCAGGGUCUGGCUUUCUCCGGAUGACCCAUGUCUAGUAUUCGGUGAAGGGACAUCCUUCACGACGGAAUUCCCACCCCGAACUCAAAUCAUGUUACCCAAGUCGGUCAAUUCGGCGGUCGCUGAAGUUAGCGAGGUACUUUCUGAUACAGAGAUGAAAAUCAAACGGGAGUUUGGUGGAGAGAGCGGAAAGGGGACAACUCGUAUAAGAGAAAAACUUUCUGAGAUGCGUCGCGAGGGCGUCAAUGGCUUGGAAUACAAGAAAUUGCCAUAUGUCGACCAACAGGAGAUGUACCGUCAUGUGUACCAGUGUCUAACAAAGGGAGGAAGUAUUGGAAUCUUUCCUGAAGGCGGCAGCCACGACCGAACAGACCUUCUGCCCCUCAAAGCUGGCGUGUCUAUUAUGGCGCUGGGCGCAAUGGCAAAUGAUCCAAAUGUCCGUGUGAAGAUAGUUCCAGUCGGGCUCUCAUACUUUCACGCACAUCGUUUUCGUUCAAGAGCUGUAGUUGAGUUUGGAACUGCCUUGGAUGUUCCAUCAGAAUAUGUCGAAAUGUUCAAAAAAGGGGGCGCGCUGAAAAGAGAGGCCGUUGCGAAGUUCCUCGAUCUCAUAUAUGAUGGCCUCAAGACAGUGACAAUCCGCGCACCUGAUUACGACACUCUAAUGCUCAUCCAAGCAGUUCGUCGAUUGUACAAAACCCCAGGACAGCAUUUAACUCUGGGCCAAGUUGUGGAAUUGAAUAGACGUCUCCUGGAAGGAUACGUCCAUUUCAAAGACGAACCUCGCGUACAAAAUCUACGAAAGGAUGUUCUCAAAUACAACCGACUUGUAAGGAAUUUGGGUCUCCGUGAUCAUCAAGUUCCUCGAGCCCAAAAGGCUAGCUGGAAAACUCUCGGCUUGCUGACGUAUCGGAUUGGGCUCCUCAUCGUUUGGACAAUUCUCGCUCUGCCUGGAACCAUCUUGAAUGGACCUAUGUUCAUUCUUGCAUCCAUAAUCUCUCGUCGGAAGCAAAAAGAGGCCCUCGCCGGUUCUGUCGUGAAGAUCGCUGGACGAGACGUAUUAGCCACUUGGAAAGUGCUGAUUGCAUUAGGUGUGACACCUCUUUUGUAUGCGUUCUAUGCAAUACUCGCCACCAUGGUUGCCAUACGAGCAAAAGCCCCCCUCAAGUGGAGAAUCUGGACCCCUUUUUUGGUCACCAUUUCCCUACCAUUUAUGAACUACGCCGCCCUUAAAUUUGGUGAAGCCGGAAUGGACGUUCUUAAAUCACUACCUCCCCUCAUCAUAGCUUUGAUACCCGGGCAACAGCGUUCACUCAACAAGAUCAAAACCAUGAGAGUCCAGCUAUCCAAUGAAGUUGCUAGCUUGAUCAACGAUUUUGGCCCUCGUAUAUAUGAAGAUUUUAACGAGGCGAGAAUACUUGUCCCAUCUGCUAGCGUUCCUCCAUCAAGUGGUGCUUCGGGUCUGUGGAGGAGGAAAAGCAGCACCGGUGCGGUAGACGCUCAAGGACUUGGGUUAACACACCCAAUGACAUGGAUCGACGAACGUCUCUUUGGUUGGACUAAAAGUGCUAAACGGGGAACUAGUGCUUGGGGUGGAUUCUCAGGCGACGAGGUAAGCCGGGUAGGGACGCCUGAUGAAACG
This is a messenger RNA of Laccaria bicolor S238N-H82, 1947 nucleotides long. It is a transcript of the gene G3PAT-3, whose product is annotated as glycerol-3-phosphate O-acyltransferase. Lineage: Eukaryota; Fungi; Basidiomycota; Agaricomycetes; Agaricales; Hydnangiaceae. Gene Ontology annotation, molecular function: glycerol-3-phosphate O-acyltransferase activity; glycerone-phosphate O-acyltransferase activity. The transcript is spliced from 9 exons. The annotation marks the transcript as partial. The record is from RefSeq and is a predicted model, not a curated record. Gene Ontology annotation, biological process: phospholipid biosynthetic process. Gene Ontology annotation, cellular component: endoplasmic reticulum membrane.